Messenger RNA from Cordyceps militaris CM01, 735 nucleotides. Its product is annotated as protein kinase, putative. The record is from RefSeq and is a predicted model, not a curated record. Bases 1 to 735 code for a protein of 244 amino acids. Gene Ontology annotation, biological process: protein phosphorylation. NCBI's taxonomy places the organism in Eukaryota, Fungi, Ascomycota, Sordariomycetes, Hypocreales, Cordycipitaceae. Gene Ontology annotation, molecular function: ATP binding; protein kinase activity. The transcript has a single exon.
AUGGCGGAUGACGAGAUUCCGUUCCCCCCAGGCUUUGGAGUGAAGGACAUCGUAGCCUGGGGGAGCACUGGUCUCGUUGUCCUUGAUUCGGCCACACAAACAGUUAUAAAAACACCAUUCGACCCAGAGCAGGACGCACUUAUUCAGAGAGAACGAGAGAUCUAUAAGAGGUUAGUCGAAAGGGGGAAACACCCGGGUACACUGUCAUACAUUGGCGAAGUCAACGGAAACAGCAUACGUCUUGAGUAUGCCUCGAAUCAUGAUAUGCGGUCCUACCUUAAGCAACAAGGCGUUGAUUCAGGUACCCGGCUUGGUUGGAUGAUCCAGAUCGCCGAUGCUCUCGCUUUCGUUCAUGACGCAGGCAUCAUCCACGGUGAUCUCACGAGUACAAAUGUGUUCUUAGACGACAAGAUGAAUGCCAGACUGGCCGAUUUUGCAGGAUCAUCCAUCGACUCAUCGGCACUCCUCAUCCACGUUACUCCCAGCCACGAAUACCCAGGAAACCUCUUGUCGCCGCAAGGAGACAUCUUCGCGUUGGGCUCUGUAUUCUACGAAGUCACGACUGGGAAGAGGCCGUACGCCGGGCUCGACGAUCACAUUAUCAGGUCAAAGUUUCAGAAAGGAGACUUUCCUGACGUAUCGUCUCUAGGCGGCUUAGGGCACGUUAUCAGGACCUGCUGGGAUGGUGGCUAUGAGGACAGCAAAAUUUUGGUCAAAGAUCUUGAAAGUCGGUGA